Messenger RNA from Orussus abietinus, 1539 nucleotides. RefSeq lists its product as uncharacterized. NCBI's taxonomy places the organism in Eukaryota, Metazoa, Arthropoda, Insecta, Hymenoptera, Orussidae. The record is from RefSeq and is a predicted model, not a curated record. Gene Ontology annotation, biological process: apoptotic process; regulation of apoptotic process. The transcript has 4 exons. The coding region runs from base 1 to 1539 and encodes 512 amino acids.
AUGGCAAGAGAGGAGUUACGGGGCAAGAGACCUUUCAAGAUAUGGGACAGCUGGCGAAACGUAAGAAAAGGCCUGGUCGUUAGCAAUUUCGAGGAGCUGCUCCAUCGAGGGAAGGAAAAGCUGGGCGUGCCUCAAAACGAGAAUGUCUGCUUAGUACUCGAGUCGGAUGGGACUCAAGUCGAGGACGGGGAAUACUUCAAGACCUUAGCCAACAACACGAUCCUGCUUCUUCUAAGGCAUGGCGAACGGUGGUGUCCGACCGGAGUUGACAUCAUUCGCGCCGCGAUCUCGGCGAUCCCGAAAAUAGUCUGCGAGACGAUCCACGCGUUGGAGUUGCACGAUGAGACGCCCUCCUGGAAGAUCAUGGACAAUAAAGGCCGAGUCACGGUGGUCCUGCACUGGGACCAGCGGUCCAGCUCGCAGGUCCAGCAGCCGAAGGCCCAGGACGCGCAGAGCUCGAAGUACUCUCCCACGAAGAAGGCGGACCUGAGCUCCUCGCAGCGACCCUCUCUGGUGAUCCAGACGAGCUUGGACAAGCUGAACUACCCGGGCAAGCCGGGGCACCCGGGCGAGCUGGGCGGUCGCUACCCCAGCCCCCAAAUCACUGUGAUAAAUCAUGACGAUAUGGUACAGAAGAGUUUUACUAGUCCGAGUAAUAGUUCCUACGGGCCGAUCGUGGCUUCGGGCUCGAUAUCGUCGUCGUCGCAGCAUAGUAUGCCUAGCCGCCUCGUCAAGCAAGGUACUAAUUCUUUCGACAGUACCACCAUCCAUAUCCACACACCGGAGUGUUCUAACCACAUCCACCAGCCGGUGGCCCGGAACGGGAGCCCGGUCAACGGGCCCGACAGCGGGGCGCCCGGGGAGUGCGACUUCCACUGCUGCGCGCUGCACGAGGAGGGCCGGCGAAUCGCGGUGCACAAGUCGGUGGCCACCUCCCCCAUCCAGGACGCUCAGGCCCAGGCGCAGGCGCAGGCCCAAACCCCCUCCCCGCAGCCGCCCUCCUCGCUGUCGGACCCCGCGCGGCGACCGGGCCUGGUGAAGGGCCACGUGCGGUUCCGCGACACCGCCGAGGACGAGGCCCGGCUGACCAACUCGGGGCCCUACCACCUGCACCAGCACCACCAGGCCCACCAGGCGGCCCACCCGCGCAACAACCACCUCCACCAGGAGCACGAGAGCUCCGAGUCCGAGACCGAGAACACCAUCAUGGAGGACGAGAUCGUCACCUCGGAGAAGUUCUUGCUGCUGAUCGACCAGCUGACCGUCGACCAGAAGCACCACCUCAGCAUCAAGGACAUCGGCAUCAUCCUCGAGAGGCUCAGCUCCAAGAUCCUCGACGUCGAGAGGCUGGACCGCGAGAGCGAGAGCGAGGAGUGCUACAACUGGACCAUCAAGGCCAUCAUCCGCGGCGACGUCCUGCGCGAGCUCGGGGUUAUCUACAACGGGAACUACUACGCCAUCUCCGAGCACCCCGGGUACAAGGAGGAGUCCGAGGAGAACAACGAGGACAACGAGGAGGAGGAGGAGGACAGACUUUAA